UGUUGCCACACGGGCUCUUUUUGCUGCAGGACUGUAACAUGGCUGUUUCCAUGCAAUGAAGCAGGAGCGCUGCAAUCCCGGGGGUUAACUCACGCUUUCGCCUAGCUAGCAUCCUCCUGCACGGCUGGCUCAGCGCCUCUCGGCCUGCCAGGGUUUUGGGGGCAGAGCCGAAGGGCGUGAAGCCCACCCCCCCUUUGGAGUGGAUCAUGUUUUCCAAGGCCUUCAGGGUGAAAUCCAACACUGCCAUCAAAGGGUCUGAUAGGAGGAAACUGCGGACUGAUGUUGCCGCAGCUUUUCCUGCCCUCAGCAGUGAACAGCUGUCAGAACUUGUUCCAAACAGAGAGGAACUCAACUUAGUCAAAUUGUAUGCUCACAAAGGGGAUGCAGUCACUGUCUAUGCCAACAACAGGAACCCGGUCCUGUUUGAAAUGGAGAAAACCUUCUAUCCAACAGUUUAUACUCUGUGGUCCUAUCCAGAUCUUCUUCCAGCAUUCUCAACAUGGCCCCCUGUGCUACAGAGACUAGCGGGAGGAGCAGAUCUAAUGCUACCAGGAGUUAUGGUGCCAUCUUGUGGUCUCCCUCCGGUACAGCAGGGCACUCUCUGUGCCAUCACCCUGGUGGGAAACAGAGCCCCGGUGGCAGUAGGAGUCGCUACCAUGUCCACUGCAGAGAUGCUGGCUGCCGGAAUGAAGGGGAAGGGCUUUACCGUGCUGCAUGCUUAUAUGGAUCACUUAUGGGGAUUUGGAGACAAGUCUUACCCACCCACAAUAGCUCCCUUGGUAGCAGAGCCUGCGGAGUUGGAAAGCACUGGUGACGAUGACGAGAAGGGACUGGAGCUUGACAGCAACCUCUGCAUUGCCCCGUCGCUACAAAUGGACAUUGGCAAUUUGAGCCUGCAGGAGGGAGAUGGUUGUGCAAGGCUGAUGGAGGAGGAACCCAGUGAGACUGGAGCUGCAGAAAUGGCUGAAGAUAUCGCUGAGUUUCAGCCAGAAAUGGAAGAUGGCAGAACUCCACAAGAUCGAAUGGAUGAGUUACUGCAUCAAUGUUUUUUUCAUGCCUUAAAAUGUAAAGUGAAGAAGUCAGAGCUCCCUCUACUGACCAGCACCUUUCUGCGCAACCAUAUGUUCUCAUGCUGCCCAGAAGGACAACAAUUAGACAUAAAGAAAUCAAGCUACAAGAAGCUCUCCAAGUUCCUGCAGUACAUGCAGCAGCAGAAGAUUGUACAAGUGAAGGAGCUGAACAAAGGGGUGGAGAGUAUAGUGGAUAUAGACUGGAAACACGCUGACAUUAGGUCAUUUGUUGUCCCUGAAGUGUUCUCUGCUGUGUCAACUGCCCCAGAGAGUAAAUGUGGAGACGGAGAGCAGCUGUACCAUGCUCCUGAAAUCAUACCACUCUAUGGUGUCUCAGCCAAAAUGGCUCCACUUUUCCAAGAGUCAGGACACAAGAAAGGCAGCAUCCUCUCCAGCAGCGAUGUGAGAAAUAUCAUCAUCAGCUAUGUAAAGACUAAUGAGUUGGUUGAUGAAACAAACAAGAACUUUGUAAAGGUGAAUCCAAUCUUGUGCGACUGCCUGUUGGAUAAAUGGGAGCAAGACAAGAUCUCAAAGCUCAAAUGGGAUGAUCUCCUGAGCAGGUGUCUGGAACAACUGCAGCCUUACCACCAGGUGACGUUUUUUGGACAUGAACCCAUUGUGAGGAAAGGAAACCUUGAUCCCAUUGACAUAACCAUAGCACAGAGAUCAUCGAAUAAAAAGGUGACCAUUAUUAAGAAUCUUGAACUGUAUGGCCUAGACCCGCAAUUAGUUGCCACCACUCUCCAGCAAAGAGUACAGGCCAGCGCCACUAUUAACUCACUACCUGGGGCAAAGGACAGAGUCCAGGUCCAGAUCCAAGGCAACCAAAUCAACCAUCUUGCCAAGCUGCUGCUCGAGGAAUACCAGCUACAACGGAAAUAUAUUCAAGGGCUGGAGAAGGCUCCAAAGCUUAACCGGAAGAAGUAAAUAUGUCUAGUGUAAGAAGUAUUCAAAUUUCAUUAUUUAUAACCAGUUCUGCCUCUGGCUGAAGGGUGGAAUCCUGGCCCCAUUUAAGUCGAUAGGAGUUUUGCUUUUGACUUUCACGUGACCAAGAUUUCAUCCAAAGAAUGUAAUUGCUUCAGCUGUUCAAAUUUUUUAAAAUAAAACUCUCAAAUGUCAUCUUGAA
Messenger RNA from Chelonoidis abingdonii (Abingdon island giant tortoise), 2196 nucleotides. RefSeq names its product eukaryotic translation initiation factor 2D (gene EIF2D). Gene Ontology annotation, biological process: formation of translation preinitiation complex; translational initiation. NCBI's taxonomy places the organism in Eukaryota, Metazoa, Chordata, Testudines, Testudinidae. Gene Ontology annotation, molecular function: translation initiation factor activity. The record is from RefSeq and is a predicted model, not a curated record.